AUGCCAAUCCUUGUCAUCCUCGCCUUCACACCCCCCUUCUCACCCUCCUCCCCUCCUCCCUCCGCUCUUCCCUUCUCUCCUCCCUCCCCUCCUGCCUCCCCUCUUCCCUCUCCCCCCCCCACUCCUCCCCCCUCCUCCCCAAUAGCAGCUGCCACCAACCCCAUCCCCCGCCACGCAAACGCCUCCAAAAUCCGCAGCUCCUCUGUUGCCAUCUGUUCUGCUGACUCACGCACCGCCGCCGCCAGCUCAGCUUCUGACAUCACUGAGAGAUGUUACCAUGAGGAGGAGGAGGAGGAGGAGGAGGAGGAGGAGGAGGAGGAGGAGGAGGAGGAGGAGGAGGAGGAGGAGGAGGAGGAGGAGGAGGAAGAGGAGGAGGAGGAGGAAAGACGUUUGGAAAUGCCAUUUGCAAGAGCGUCACCGCGACCACGUUACCAUGAGAAUGCGAAGCUCGUCCAAAAGCGAAUGCCCUCUCUCAUUGGCUUGCCGCUGUGCCAUCUCCACCGAUAUAAUCACAUCGCCUAA
This is a messenger RNA of Closterium sp. Naga37s-1, 522 nucleotides long. NCBI's taxonomy places the organism in Eukaryota, Viridiplantae, Streptophyta, Zygnematophyceae, Desmidiales, Closteriaceae. The record is from the annotation of a GenBank genome assembly.